AGUACAGGAAGGCGCAAUUCUAAAACCUGGAGGACCACACCUACCUCAUCUUUCAUUGCUUGCCGCAAUCUGCCAUUCCAAUCUUCUUCAAUCCAAGUAUCCAGAGUCAUCAACUCGAGAACACAAGAAAAAAUGGCUCCGCCAGGCGCCCUAAACGCCGAGCCAUCUAAACCGGCAGAACGGAAGAGGCAACACCUUCCACCGAGGUCGUACGCUGACAUCGCGGUUGAGGAGCCAAAAUCCGCACCAAAGGUAAAUUCCACCACCAACGGACCAAAUGGCGCAAGCAACGAGCCUAGCGGGAAGGAGAAUGGAUCUUCUGCCGUACCGAGAACUGCUCCAAUCUUGAAGAUUGUCUCGGCCAUAGCAAAGGAAAAGGAGGCGAGAACAGAACCAGAAAGACAAGAAUCGAACCGUGAAUACACUGCUACUGUAUGAGAUGUGCCCUUCUAUUGAAAACUAGCUAAUCUUUAACAGGGUCUAGAUGAAUCCCAAAAGACGCCUCCAAAGAAGAAGAAUAAUCGCAAAGCUGCGACCCAGAAACUCGGCGAGCAACCCCAACGUACGCGUGCUGAUGCCUCUUCAGAGUAUGCAGAGGGUCACGAAGCUGCUGCUACUCAUUCUGGUAUUCCGGAUAACGACGUUACGGCACAACAUGUUGAAAGUCCAAAGAAUAAGAGCAAGAAAACCGCCGCCAGCAACGUAGUUAAAGAGCCAUCAUAUGGCCAUUCGGAGGAUUCACAAAAUGGGAGCAAAGAUGCCAAUGGUGGUUCGGCACCUAGUAGCAAGGUACAACCGGAAGCUUCUAACACCCCCAAGGGUAUUUCCAAGCAACACUCAACAAUGUUCGAGAAAGUCGAGGGUUCUCAAAACGGAAGCAAGUUAGUUACGGUCAAAUCGGCCUCCGCUGAUGGUAAAACUCAAUCCAAGGAUCAGCCAAAGGAUCCCAAAGUCCCCAAUCGUUCUUCAAAGAAGGAUCAAGAGGAAAGUCUUGCCAGUGGUAAGAUUGCAGGUCAGCGAUGGCACAACAGCGGAAUUCGAUUUGCCCCGAUGAAUGUCCCUCUACAACGUAGACUUCAAACUCUCGUGGUUCUUCUUCAUACACUUUGCAUAGCUAUUUGUGUUUCCCUAUUCUUUUUCCUUUGUGCAAUACCUCUUUUCUGGCCUCUACUUAUUCCAUACAUGAUCUACUGCCUUACUUCUAAAGCAUCAACUUCUGGAACUUUGACCCAUCGAUUGGAAUUCUUCCGCCGUUCCCCAAUUUGGUCUCUCUUUGCGUCAUAUUUUCCUGCAAGGCUACACCGGACCCAGGAGCUUCCCCCUACCAGGAAAUAUAUCUUCGGAUAUCACCCCCAUGGAAUUCUUUCUCUUGGUGCGUUUGGAGCAUUUGCUACAGAGGCUCUUGGCUUUUCGCAACUUUUUCCCGGAAUCAAGAAUACACUUCUAACACUUGACUCCAACUUUCGUAUUCCUCUGUAUCGCGAUUACGCCCUGGCUAUGGGCAUUGCUUCCGUUUCUAAGGAAUCGUGCGAGAACCUUCUUUCGAAGGGCGGUCCCAAUAAUGUAAGAUUUUCUAAGGUUAUUUCCAUCCAGGCCAAGCUGACAAAGUUGUAGGAGGGCAUGGGUCGUGCAAUUACCAUUGUUAUCGGAGGAGCAAGUGAAUCUCUAGACGCUCAGCCAUACUCCCUCAGACUUAUUCUUAAGCGUCGUAAGGGAUUUGUCAAGAUGGCCAUCCGGACUGGAGCCGAUCUUGUCCCUGUUCUAUCUUUCGGUGAAAAUGACCUUUAUGAUCAAUAUAACGUUGAUUCUCAUCCCCGGGUCCACAAAUUCCAACUUCUAGUCAAAAAGGUCCUGGGUUUUACCAUUCCCUUGUUCCAUGCCAGAGGUGUUUUCAACUACGAUGUCGGUCUUAUGCCAUACCGAAGGCCCAUCAACAUUGUUAUUGGCCGUCCAAUCCGAGUUGUACAGGCAGCCAAACCUGAACAGAGUGAGAUUGAUCGUGUCCAUGAGGAAUAUGUGACUGAACUUGAGAGAUUGUGGGAUAUGUGGAAGGAUGAAUUUGCUCCUAACCGCAAGGAAGAGAUGCAAAUCAUGGAGUAGGGUUUCGAUGAAUUGGUGUGUGCGUAGAAUGGAUUCGACGGUAGGUAUUAUUCAUGGGUUAUCCAGGAGUUAUUGGGAAAAGUGGAGAAGGAAGGGAAAGAACAGGAACAAGGAUAUUGGGUGGA
Messenger RNA from Hymenoscyphus albidus, 2225 nucleotides. The record is from the annotation of a GenBank genome assembly. Lineage: Eukaryota; Fungi; Ascomycota; Leotiomycetes; Helotiales; Helotiaceae.